Cylicocyclus nassatus is the source of this 908-nucleotide messenger RNA. Lineage: Eukaryota; Metazoa; Nematoda; Chromadorea; Rhabditida; Strongylidae. The record is from the annotation of a GenBank genome assembly.
GCUGCUUUUCCCACGUCAUGCGUUUUAUUGAUGCACUGUCAGAUCGUUUUCCAUCAGGAUAGAUGCCUCGAGUGCGCCUUCGAAGUGCAGAGACCCUUACCGGGGUUCCUCUACAUGCUCGACUGGUGCGUCUAAUUACAGGUGGGGAAGCAUGGACCGUCCAUCAUCUGCAAGUCUUCGUGCUGACGUUCUUCAGCUUCGCCUUCAUUCAUGACACUCGAAAGACAUUGUCCACCGUGAAACCAUCCUUGAUAGCUACAUGGACUCAAGGAACAGAAACACGUCCUCCGCUAUUUCCUUCCGAUCAAGCGGCCUCUGAGUUUCUCGCAAAGCUUGAUGGCGGAUUCCUUUUGGCUUAUUCCAUAGGUCUCUUUGGAGGUGGUGUGCUUGGUGAUCGCUACGAACCACGUAUCGUUCUAUGCAUAGGGAUGUGGCUGUCGGCAAUAGUGGCUUUUUUCUUUGGUUACGUCACAGAAUACUUCCAUCUAUAUUCUCAACUAAUAUAUGCUUGUCUUUGGAUUUCUGGGGGUCUGUUCCAGUCUGUCGCAUGGCCUACCGAGAUAUGUAUUGUCGGCAACUGGUUUGGACACAAUUCUCGAGGGGCUGUGAUGGGCUUGUGGUCUGCCUGUGCAAGCGUGGGCAAUAUUAUUGGCACGAUGAUUUCUUCAAGAUUAGUACUGAUGGGUUAUCAGUACGCUUUUGCUGUAAACUCACUGUUGCUGUUCGUGUUUGGUUUUAUCGUGUUUUCCAACCUCAAGUCAGCUCCAAGAGACAUUGGUCUUCCUGAUCCUGUCGAGUCGCCAGAUGAACUGAAUCGAGUCAUAGAAGAGCCGACUCAACGGCCUGUGCCUAUCAGUUUUUGGAGGGCAUGGGCUUUGCCUGGCGUUCUUUCGGUUGGUUCUCUCUAG